UAAGGGAAAACUUUCUUCCGAAAUGAGUAACAUCACGUCGAUGCAGUACAAAUUCCCGUAUAUUUCUGAGUAUUUUAAAAGUAACGCAACUAUUAGAAUGUAUUCGUCAUUAUCGCACAUAGACGAGACUGGUAAAGCAAGUAUGGUGGAUGUCGGAUCGAAAAACGAUAGUAAACGCGUAGCGGUAGCAAGAGGAUUCGUAAAAGUAGGUCCUAUUAUUGGUAAUUUGAUCGCGGAAAACAACGUAAAGAAGGGCGAUGUGUUGUCGGUGGCCCAAUUGGCCGGUAUUAUAGCAGCGAAACGUACCUCUGAUCUCAUACCCCUAUGUCAUCCGCUCGCCUUGUCUUAUGUAAACGUGCGCUUAAGAUUAAACGAGGAAUCGCAUAGAGUCGAAAUCACAUCGGAGGUCAGAUGUACCGGCAAGACCGGCGUUGAAAUGGAAGCUUUAACCGCUGUGAGUAUAGCGGCUCUGACGAUCUAUGAUAUGUGCAAAUACGCAGCCAGUCCUGGCACAAUGCAAAUAUGUGGUAUAGAAUUGGUGUCGAAAACGGGUGGUACAAAGGGUGACUUUAAAUUAGAUAAAGUGUAGACAGUAUUGCACGAAUUUAUCGACAGGAUGAAGAUUUAUUCUGCUGUGAUUAUAAAUCAUAUAGAACAGAGUACAACGUUCCAAAAGGCUCAAAUAUGCUCAAAUAAGCAAAAGAAAGAUUGUUGAUAUAUUUAAAUCAUGGAAUAUCUAUUAUACUAUUAUUAUAGAAUUUUAUAUAUUUUUUAAAUAUGAUAAUAGGGAUGAUUAUACAUUUUAUAUAUCUCUAUAUAUGUAUAUAUAACGUAAUAUAUGUAUCUAAUAUUAGAAUUAGAUGAAAGGAUUAUUGAUUUUGCAUAAUCAUCAAUUUUUAAUUCGAGUUACUUUUGUACUUGUAUACGUAUAACUAGUGUAAAAAAAAAAGCAAUUAUUUGGUUACGCAUAAUAAUGAAAACCAUGACCGUUCCAACGGAACAUUCAAUAGCCUCUUCCUAGUUUUUCUCUCUACAAUUUAAAUAGAUUUUGAUAAAUGAUAUAAAAUUUUAAAUAUAAGAAAUAAAUCUUAAAUAAAAAAACAAUAAUUAUAGCAGAAAUCACAAUUAGAUCAGGUAUAUUAAUAAUCAAAUAUAUUAAUGUGAAUAGAAAAUGCGUUUUUGUGUAGGUUUAAACAAAUAUGUAUUUGUUUAAAUGAAAAGGGUAAUUAUCUGAAAAAUGAUAACAUGCGGAAUGUUAGGAAUAAAGAAUGGCAUGCAUUAUCGUGAAAGGGCCUCAAAAGGGAAAUUAGGAAUAGAGUAUAAUAACAGGAAAUAACACGGCGGUGCUUGUAUUGUUGUACCUGGAGAACUAUCUUGCCAACUUGUGGAUUUUAAUAAGCAUUUAAUAUUAUCGUGAGGAUAAGCAUCGGGGACGCAAGUGCGCGUUGAAGAAAACACAAAGGGUUGGUAAUACGUAAGCGGAUCUUGUGCUAAGAGUCAUCCUGUAUUAAGAAUAUUUCAUAUUGUAUAUUUUUUGAGAAUAUUGUUACGUUGUUGAAAGAUUCUAUCGUAAUAUAUUGUUUAAUAUACAAGAAAAA
This is a messenger RNA of Wasmannia auropunctata (little fire ant), 1598 nucleotides long. Its product is annotated as cyclic pyranopterin monophosphate synthase accessory protein, mitochondrial-like. The record is from RefSeq and is a predicted model, not a curated record. Bases 23 to 589 code for a protein of 188 amino acids. Lineage: Eukaryota; Metazoa; Arthropoda; Insecta; Hymenoptera; Formicidae. The transcript has a single exon. Gene Ontology annotation, biological process: Mo-molybdopterin cofactor biosynthetic process.